ACGCUAAAAAGCCGCGCUCAUCAGGAAUAAAUUGUUUAUUAUUGUUAUUCAUAAUAUACUUUGAAUGGGAUCAUGGAUUAUGAUCUCUUUCAAUCAGAUGACGAUGAUGAUCUACUCACUGCAUUUAAUGAGGCCACCCAAAGAUGCCACUCCCAGCAGGGACACCAACAGCAAUCGGUACUCGAGCACCAUGGAGAAGAUGAUGAUGAUCGGAUGUUUAUGGACAUUAUACCCGAAUUCAAUUGCAAUGGUCGUGAUACAUUGAAAACAAAACAAUUUCCUAACGAGAGUUUCAUACGAAAUGGCUAUGGUCAGCCAAAUUUGCCACGACUUAAUAUUGAGAAUCUAAAUUUUGAUUUCAAUUGCAAUCAGCUGCAACAAGUGGUCGCUGUAAGAAACUAUCUGCAAGGCGAGGCUUGUAAAAAUAUACAAAAACUUUUUGCGGCUGUUAAUGGUCAGCAGCAAUUACAAGGGGCCACGAGUUCAACACGUUUGUCUCUUGGAUCGAGUUGGUUUAAAAUACGCCAACAGGUCACACAUUUCUAUCAUCUAAUGAUCGUACUAUAUCAGGAUACAGAUGAUAAUGAUGAUGAUGAUGCAGAUGCAGAUGAUGAGGAUACAUUGUCCCGGCACUGGCUGGAGGAUGUGCGACAAUUGCUUAAUCAACAAUUGGAUGCCGAGAAAUGGAAAACUUUAUAUUUUGCUGAAAAUAGCAAAGGAAAUGAAUGUCAGGCUCCAAGCUAUCAUUUAUAUCAUGGUAUUUUGGAAUGGAGAUUAAUGGAUAUAAUACUUUUAUCUCAAGGCGAUAGAAAUCGUGAACAAUUUGUGCGUCAAAUGGAACGUAAUUUGGAUGAUUUAAUAUUAUGUUCUUGGUAUAAUUAUCGUAACAAGCAUCGUCCCGAAUUGAUACAUAGUUCACCAUUCAUUUGUCGUUGUACCAAAGAAUUGUGGCUGCUUAUCAAACAACGUUUAAUUGUUAAGAACAUGGACUUUUGGACACACUUUCAUCAGGCCAUGCAAAGGCUAAAGAUAACACAAAGCCAAGGACAUAGUCAGAGUGAAUCCAUUAAUCAUAAUUUAGCCUAUCAUGAGUUCUAUGCCUGGCUGCGUCUUGGUUUGGCCCGUCUGGCCAGCGAUCAUGAUGCUGGCGAUGAUAAUGACGGAUCUCUGUCUGGAGACUAUCAAUGUUCAAUGCUUUUACGACAAUUUCUGGCCUCUUCUCCGGACGAGCAGCAACGUCGUGUCUAUCUAUGCCUCUUAGCUCCGCUGCUAGAGCAAGCUAAAGAUGCUACUGCCGCAUUGCCCGAUAUUCUGGGUCAACUUUGGGAAUGUUUGCAUCGCUUGUUAAAUUCCAAUUUCCAUGUCCAGCAAUUGGAACAAUUGCCCCUCACCCAGGCCAGCGGGUUGGCCUAUUUGGAGCGUUAUACAAAGCUUCUGAAUCAAAGGCAAUUGGAUGAUUUGAAUCUCAGUAGUUUUAGCAUGUACGUUUGGCUAUUGGGUCGAACAAUGCGUUCGCAUCCGUCGCAAGGACAAAAGCUUUUGGGUCGUAUAUUUAGUAAAUUUAGUGCAGCAAAACUAUUGGCCCUCAAUGAAUCUGGAAUCCAUCAUAUAAUCGAGCUAUUCCUGUGCAUAUUAUUGUCGCAUGCAUCGUUUGCCGAUGUGGCCACGAAACUGAGAGAGAUGCUGCUGUGCCUGGUGCUGGAGAAGUUGCCACCAGGACGACGUUUUUUGGCUGCCAAAGGACAUAUGGCUGUGCUUUUACUACAUGCUCGCAAACAUCACAAUAUGGAGGACUAUAUUGUUAAACUAUUAAGUCAAUUGAAUGCCAUUCGAAAUGAUGUGGAAAUUGGCGGAAUCUAUGCUAAUACUUUGGAAUCGAUAUUCGAAUUGGCUGAUGAUUUUAGUCUCGGCGAGCAACUUUUGGUGGGUCCUUGGCUAACCAUUUAUGCGGAAAAGUGUGGACAAGCUUCGCAGGAUCGUAUAUGGGAGCUGUUGCACAUGUUAAUUGGACGUCUGAAUGAUCUUCGAGGUGGAGCUGUGGCCAUGAAAGAUGCCCUACAGCAACACAUUUUACCCCUGCUCAAGAUGCAAUACGUUAAUAAUGCUCAAAGUCAUAAGCUAACACAAUUGCUGGCCGAUUUCAUUGGCCUGGAAAAGGAUCAGGAGCGAGAUAAUCUAAUUGCGGGUCUUUUCCAAGGACCCGAACCGGCCAAUAUGUCGGCAUCGGCACAGCUUUUGCUAUAUAUUCUGCAAGCGGAGGGCAAAAAUCCAACAAAUUCCAUAAUGAUCCAAGUUUGGGUUAAAUCUUUGGUUCUUCUGACGGCCCAACAUGAGGUGGUUGUGGCUCUAACCCAACAUAUUAGCCAACUGGAGGAGUUCCGGCAAUUGCAAUUGGAGCCAGCAUCAUUGCAGGCAAGUCGCGAACCCUUGUGUUCGUUUUUUCGAGCCCUGGGCCAACGUGUCCAGCAUCAGGAGGAAUCGGAAGGACUGCACAUGCGGAUGCAAUAUAGUCAUAAGCUUCAUGCUUAUGUCUAUCAUUUCGAGCAGUGGUUACCUCCGGAUCGUUUGCGCAGUGAAUUGGGUUCACGUUUCUUUAGCUUCUUGGCCAUUGUUAUCUACAAUUGCCCCACCCUUUCAUAUGUUCGAUCGAAGCCCAGUUGUUUCUUUCACCUGGCAAUGGUGAGAUUUCUAUUGACCACCCAAUUGCAGGCUGGAACACCGCCCGAGCCGCGUCUACCACAAAUUGUGCAUAAAAUCUUUCCGGUAUUACUGCAAGGCAUUGGACGUUUGUCGUAUACGUCGGAUACAUAUCUGGGCAAGACUCUGGAGCAGCUUAUCCAUCAUUGGACACCACAUUUUAGUUUUACCACCAAUGUGAAACUGGUGGCUCGCCCCUAUUCCAUUCUCCUGCAGGCCGAUAACGAUGGAGAGUUGGCUCAAUAUGUUUUGAAUCAACUUACUAGCCAAUUUCUGGCCGUACAACGUCGCAAGGCGGGUACACAUGCUGGUCUUAUUAUCACAUUGCUGCAGCAACUGAUGGAAGGACUCAAUGUGGAACAGGAGAGGGAGCUUCUCACUCUGUUGAGAGCCAUUCAUUCGCCCCUGCUGGAGCAUAUUAUGUUUGUGGAUGAACUUGAGCAUAGUCGGGGCCAGGUUUUGGCCAUUUAUCGGAUACUUGUCUCACUGCCAGUAUUCAAAUCAUCCACAAAAGCCAAAGAGAUUUGCUCAAGUGUCGUUUGUUCGUUGGCCAAAAAGCAUUUGGCUCAUUGUACAUAUUUCUAUUUCCAAAUGCUUAUCAAACUGGCUGAACAGGCACCAGAAUUGGUUAGACCAUUGUUGCCGUUCGUAAAGCAAGAAGCAGAAAUGGUAGAGCUUAAACGUGGCGCUGGCGAAGAUGUGGGCAUAAGAAAAUGCCUUCAGCGAUUGCAGCAGGUUUUCCCUUAGCAAUAAAUAAACAAAAUCAA
Molecule: messenger RNA, 3464 nt
Organism: Drosophila willistoni
Lineage: Eukaryota; Metazoa; Arthropoda; Insecta; Diptera; Drosophilidae
Product: protein MMS22-like
Exons: 3
Coding region: 73-3444 (1123 amino acids)
Biological process (GO): replication fork processing; double-strand break repair via homologous recombination
Cellular component (GO): nuclear replication fork
Source: RefSeq, a predicted model, not a curated record